Molecule: messenger RNA, 653 nt
Organism: Dioscorea cayenensis subsp. rotundata (Guinea yam)
Lineage: Eukaryota; Viridiplantae; Streptophyta; Magnoliopsida; Dioscoreales; Dioscoreaceae
Product: histone H2B.3-like
Exons: 1
Coding region: 58-519 (153 amino acids)
Biological process (GO): nucleosome assembly
Cellular component (GO): nucleosome
Molecular function (GO): protein heterodimerization activity; DNA binding; structural constituent of chromatin
Source: RefSeq, a predicted model, not a curated record
UCAUCCUCUCUCUUCGAUCCUUUAUCUCACCAACUCUCUCUCAAUCCUUCGAUUCCGAUGGCCCCCAAAGCCGAGAAGAAGCCCGCUGAGAAGAAGCCGGCCGCCGAGAAGCCGGCGGAGGAGAAGGAGAAGAAGUCCGUCGCCGAGAAAGCUCCUGCUGAGAAGAAGCCCAAGGCCGGGAAGCGUCUCCCAUCCAAGGAUGCCGCUACUGGAGAGAAGAAGAAGAAGAAGAUGAAGAAGGGGAGCGAGACCUACAAGAUCUACAUCUUCAAGGUUCUCAAGCAGGUCCACCCUGAUAUCGGGAUCUCCAGCAAGGCUAUGGGUAUCAUGAACUCCUUCAUCAAUGAUAUCUUCGAGAAGCUCGCUCAGGAGGCAUCUCGCUUGGCUCGCUACAACAAGAAGCCGACCAUCACGUCCCGGGAGAUCCAGACCUCUGUUCGUCUUGUUCUUCCUGGAGAGCUCGCCAAGCAUGCCGUGUCGGAGGGUACCAAGGCUGUCACCAAGUUCACCAGUUCUUAGAUCUAGGGUUUCUUUCUUGAUUUCGUGUUCUCGAUUCUCUAAUAUGUAAUUUCCAGGAUUUGCUAGGUUUUCUUCGAUAGUUUGUAGUGAUGGAUCGUUGAAUGAAUGAAUUAAAAGUUGAAAUUUUAAACCUA